UGCGCACGUUUGUGACCCCAACGAAGAACCGGCUAAAUUUACUUGGCUAAACGUGUCUCUACAACAUUUUUCAUUUCGACUGGGAUACCAAGCUCGGUGUAUCAGUGUACCAUACGGGUUCUUUAAAUGCGACCGAACUACAGGACCCAUUCAACAAAUCGUCUUUUUAAUAAAAUGAACAUGCGACAAAAUUCAACAAAUCGUGUAUUUAAUACAAUUAUUAUACAGUAAAAUAGUAAUAUAAAUUAAUAUGAACAUAAAUUAAAUGAAACAAAUAGUUAUAUUAUUAGACACUAGCCAAACACAACCUGGAAGUUAACUGGGGGUCAUGCGCGCGCGCGUCCGAUGAAACGGUCUAUAUUGUGUUUUAUACCAUGACUUACAGUAUAAAGCAGUGGCAAAUCUACAGUAUGUUUAGUGUAAAGAGAAACGGGUGUGCAGCAACAGAAGAUCAAAUAAAAGACUCUGAUUUUGCAUUGUAUUUUCAACAGUUUGCAGUGGAGUUUUCUUCAUAACCGCGGCGGCCGCUCAAGCGUCUGGCCUGGAUCACGUGACUGUGAUGUCAGCAUCAGGGGAGGGGCUUCAGAGCGCCGCGGGUGAAGAUCUGGAGCCAGAGGAAGAUCAGGAUCCAUCAGGAAUGUUCAAUGACCCAACCUUGCUUAAAGUUCAUCAGGUGAGUAAAGGAGAAGAGUCGAGUCACAGACGCUCCGGACGCAAGAAGAACAGAGAAAGAAAAAAGAAUAAAAACAUCACUCCAGUUCAGCCGAAGCGCACGGCGUCCACACAUAAGAUCCACAGCAGCACAGCGGAUCCGUGUCUGACCUCUCACCUGGACUACUGCAUCCACGGACACUGCACGUACCUGCACGGCCUCAGAGAACCUGUCUGCGUAUGUAAGCGAGGUUAUGAUGGUGAGCGCUGUGGAAUUCAGCUUCUUCACACAUCAGGUGAACCAGACGACAGCACCUCUGACACCGCUCACACGGCACUCGUCGUCAUGGCCGUCGUCCUGUCAAUCAUCAGCUGUCUGGCCAUCUUACUCAUCAUCUGUGUGCACUAUAGAACACACCAUCGCUUCCAGGCAGCUUUUCUGAGUUCUGCUAAUGAGAGAGAGACUCUUGAGAAAAAAAACAUCAUAUUAUAAAGAUAAAGAGGUGUAACAGCAGCACUUGAAAUCACAGCAUCUCACUGGCACUUCAGAUUUAUUGCACAUAGAGCAUUGUCAUGUAUAUUUAUUGUUUGUACCUAUUUAUUAACAAAGCAUAUUAUUUCCUACACUUUUAGUGUAUGUGUCUAUUUUGAUAAUAAAAAAGCUGUUUGUUUGAUAUGUGAUAUUUAUUUACUCCAACGGAAUAAAGAACA
Messenger RNA from Triplophysa rosa, 1362 nucleotides. RefSeq names its product amphiregulin (gene areg). The transcript has 6 exons. Lineage: Eukaryota; Metazoa; Chordata; Actinopteri; Cypriniformes; Nemacheilidae. The record is from RefSeq and is a predicted model, not a curated record. The coding region runs from base 560 to 1144 and encodes 194 amino acids. Gene Ontology annotation, biological process: positive regulation of mitotic nuclear division; epidermal growth factor receptor signaling pathway; positive regulation of cell population proliferation.